CCUCCGGAAAGCGUCGAGCGGCUUCGGCAGGUGGGGCGGGGCCGGGGCGGGGCCGAGGCCGGGCGGGGCCAGGCCCGGCACCCGGAUCCCCAGGCCCGCGCCCGCGCCCCGCGCCCCGAGCCGCCGCCAUGGGGGCCUGCCUGGGAGCCUGCUCCCUGCUCAGCUGCGCGUCAUGCCUCUGUGGCUCUGCCCCAUGCAUCCUGUGUGGCUGCUGCCCUGCCAGCCGCAACUCUACCGUGACACGUGUCAUCUUCACCAUCUUUCUCUUCUUGGGGGUGCUGGUGUCCAUCAUCAUGCUAAGCCCUGGCAUAGAGAGUCAGCUCUACAAGCUGCCCUGGGUGUGUGAUGAGGGGACUGGGACCCCUGUCCUGCAGGGCCACAUUGACUGUGGUUCCCUGCUUGGCUACCGUGCCGUCUACCGCAUGUGCUUCGCCACGGCAGCCUUCUUUUUCCUCUUCACCCUGUUCAUGAUCUGCGUGCGCAGCAGCCAGGACCCCAGGGCCACCAUCCAGAAUGGAUUUUGGUUCUUCAAGUUCCUGAUCCUCGUGGGCAUCACCGUGGGUGCCUUCUACAUCCCUGAUGGCUCCUUUCCCGAGAUCUGGUUCUACUUCGGCGUCGUGGGCUCCUUCCUCUUCAUCCUCAUCCAGCUGAUUCUACUCAUUGACUUCGCCCACUCCUGGAACCAGCAAUGGCUUGGCAAGGCUGAGGAACGUGACUCCCGCGCCUGGUACGGAGGCCUCUUCUUCUUUACCUUCCUCUUCUACUCCCUGUCGGUUGCGGCCGUAGUGCUGCUGUUCAUCUACUACACCCAGCCUGGCACCUGUCAUGAGGGCAAGGUCUUCAUCAGCCUCAACCUUGUCCUCUGUUUCUGCGUGUCCAUCAUCGCUGUCCUGCCCAAGGUCCAGGAUGCCCAACCCAACUCAGGCCUGCUGCAGGCCUCCGUCAUCACACUCUACACCAUGUUUGUCACCUGGUUGGCCCUAUCCAGCAUCCCUGACCAGAAAUGCAACCCCCACCUGCCCACCGUGCUCAGCAACCAAACGGCAGGCCCUAAGGACUAUGAGACCCAGUGGUGGGACGCCCCAAGCAUUGUGGGGCUCGUCAUCUUCUUCCUGUGCACCCUCUUCAUCAGUGUGCGCUCCUCAGACCACCAGCAGGUGAACAACCUGAUGCAGACGGAGGAGUGUCCUCCCACCCUGGAACAGCAGCAGCAGCAGGUGGCCUGCGAGGGCCGAGCCUUCGACAACGAGCAGGAUGGUGUCACCUAUAGCUACUCCUUCUUCCACUUCUGCCUGGUGCUGGCCUCCCUGCACAUCAUGAUGACACUCACCGGCUGGUACAAACCUGGUGAGUCCUGGAAGAUGAUCAGCACGUGGACGGCCGUGUGGGUGAAGAUCUGUGCCAGCUGGGCAGGGCUGCUCCUUUACCUGUGGACCCUGGUGGCUCCUCUCCUCCUGCCCAACCGCGACUUCAACUGAGAUAACCCCUACAGCCUGCCUGGUGCCUCCUGCUCAGCGACAACCUGCCCACCUCGUCCCUCCCCACCUCCAGGACUUGCGACUGCCCUGGGCUGCUCCAGUCUUAGUGCCUUCAGGGUCUGAGGAUCCCCUCCCCAUGGAGCUGUCCCUCCUUUCCCUUGUCCCAUUGCCCAUACACGGCCACUUGAGAGAACUCAGGCCCAUAGGAGAGGGGCCCUGUGGGAGAGAGCUGCUCAGAGCAGGGCAUGGAGUGGGGUACUCACCAUGAUGGGUGCUGCUGCCCGAGCACUCCUGGCUAUGCCCAUGGGCGCCUGCCCCUCCUACCCCCAGACUCUGUGCCUUGCUGAGUCUCUGAGACUUAGCCUAAUAAACUGAUGUGUGUAUCUCC
Messenger RNA from Nycticebus coucang (slow loris), 1866 nucleotides. RefSeq names its product serine incorporator 2 (gene SERINC2). The transcript has 11 exons. The record is from RefSeq and is a predicted model, not a curated record. Bases 129 to 1478 code for a protein of 449 amino acids. Gene Ontology annotation, cellular component: membrane. NCBI's taxonomy places the organism in Eukaryota, Metazoa, Chordata, Mammalia, Primates, Lorisidae.